GCCUCAGUCCCUGCCAGGUCGAGCAGCCAACAACCCUCUUCUUGUUGGACAUGAAAGUGCAGCAGGGCUGCAACUCAGCAGACAUGGGGAUCCCGGUUACAACCGAAGAAGAAUUGCGCAGAAAUACCGUAAUUACGCCCGAGGAUGUGCUCGGGCUACAGAAGAUCACCAAGAAUUACCUCUGCUCUCCAGAAGAAAAUGUCCACAUGAUCGACUUCACCAGGUUUAAGAUCCGUGACAUGGAAACAGGGACGGUCCUGUUUGAGAUUACUAAGCCUCCAACACCAGCGGGAGGCAAAAAGCACUGUGACCCCAACGCCGGCCGUUUUGUCCGAUACCAGUUCACUCCAGCGUUCCUGCAGUUGCGGCAGGUUGGAGCCACAGUGGAGUUCACAGUGGGCGACACCCCCAUCAACAACUUCCGCAUGAUUGAGAGGCACUACUUCCGCGACCAGCUGCUAAAGAGCUUCGAUUUCGAGUUCGGCUUCUGCAUGCCCAGCAGCAAGAACACAUGCGAGCACAUUUACGAGUUCCCGGCGCUGUCUGAGGAAAUCAUGCGUGAGAUGAUCCUGCAUCCUUACGAGACGCAGUCAGACAGCUUCUACUUUGUGGACAACAAGCUGGUGAUGCACAACAAGGCAGAUUAUUCCUACAGCGGGGGGCCAUAG
Messenger RNA from Stegastes partitus (bicolor damselfish), 668 nucleotides. Its product is annotated as protein unc-119 homolog A. NCBI's taxonomy places the organism in Eukaryota, Metazoa, Chordata, Actinopteri, Pomacentridae. The transcript is spliced from 5 exons. Bases 51 to 668 code for a protein of 205 amino acids. Gene Ontology annotation, molecular function: lipid binding. Gene Ontology annotation, cellular component: spindle pole; intercellular bridge; centrosome. Gene Ontology annotation, biological process: visual perception; negative regulation of clathrin-dependent endocytosis; negative regulation of caveolin-mediated endocytosis. The record is from RefSeq and is a predicted model, not a curated record.